This is a messenger RNA of Micropterus salmoides (largemouth bass), 1040 nucleotides long. Its product is annotated as B- and T-lymphocyte attenuator-like. Gene Ontology annotation, biological process: immune response-regulating cell surface receptor signaling pathway. Lineage: Eukaryota; Metazoa; Chordata; Actinopteri; Centrarchiformes; Centrarchidae. The record is from RefSeq and is a predicted model, not a curated record. Gene Ontology annotation, molecular function: signaling receptor activity. The transcript is spliced from 5 exons. The coding region runs from base 160 to 810 and encodes 216 amino acids. Gene Ontology annotation, cellular component: plasma membrane.
AAAAUUUAAAGGGGUCUGAAUACUUUCCAUACCCACUGUACACUAAUCAAAAACAGGAAGUAAAGUCAACCACAUGUCAUUUACUGUCAUAGCUAGAGCAGAGCAACAGUAAUAGUUCCUUUACAGAGCUGAAUAGCUGGUUCUUGAAGUGUUUCCACCAUGAGACCUAACUACAGCCUGACCAUGCAUCAUGUGUACAUUUUAGCGACCCUCGUCCUCACUUUGGAAGCUGAUAGUGAAGAUUCAAAUUGUGAAGUUCAAAUUAAAGUACGUCGCAACAUUGUUUACAAAGCUUUCCUUGGGAACAUCCUUAGGAUUAACUGCACAGUUGGUUUCUGCAACAGUUCACCACCAACAGUCUCCUGGUUUAAACAUGAGAAGACAUCCUUCCCUGUCAAUGUCAGCAGCGGCAGUCACAUUAAAACGGAGUGGAAAGCUUUAAAACAUUUAGAAGGAGUAUCGUAUUUGGUCUUCCAAAAUAUACACAGCAAUGACUCUGGUGUGUAUUACUGCCAAAGUGGGCUCAUGGGGGGUCAUAUUAUCAACGUCUCUGUCAGUGGUGAUGUCGAGCUAACCACAGUUACAUGGACGACUUCAGAACUGGAAAUCUCAACAAUUCAGGAAAUUGUCUGGCUAUACCGUCUUGUUGGAAUCAUGGCGUUUGUAAUCAUAGUGAUAAUUAUAUAUGUUACAUCAAAAUCUGGAUGUAAAGGUGUCCGUUGUGCAGGUGAAUCCAGGCACACACCAGAUCCAAGCUGCCAGCCCUCCCAUCAAGCCUUGUCUACCAUUCAUAUCUAUGAAAACGAAUAAUAGUCCCUAUGGUUGUGCCAUGAACUCUUUUAGAGUUAAAUCUAUGAUUCAUUUUAAAACAGUUCAUAGUGUCAUUAUAAAGAUUUUGUAACCUGUAACUUGUAUGUGAUUUAUUCACAUUUUUACUGAUCAGUGCUUUGUUAAAAUGUAAUUUUUAUGUAAUGUGCUUUAGGAACUAUUGAUUGGGUGUAAAUGGCUUUAAAAUAAAAAAUUACAUUGACAAAAUAUGA